GUACCGUUCAGGGGCUGGGGUACAGCAGCAUCUGUGGGCAGGAUGGUUCCCCUCAUGGCACCAUCAUCCCAGUGGCGACAGAUGGGGAGGUGCUGGGAGAGGAGGAGCUGGUGCUCUUCCGGGGGCCGUGCCUGGUGCCCAGCUGGGGCGAUGAUGAGGACAGGGCUCUGCCUGGUGACCUGCGGGCAUCAUCAGAGGGUGAUGGGUCCUCAGAGACCCACAAAUCAGGUUUAAACAGGGAGGUGCUGGGAGAGGAGGAGCUGGUGCUCUUCCGGGAGCCGUGCCUGGUGCCCAGCUGGGGCGAUGAUGAGGACAGGGCUCUGCCUGGUGACCUGCGGGGGGCUGGGGCCAUCAGCAUCAGCAAAGCCAUCAACAGCCAGGAGGCCCCCGUGAAGGAGAAGCAUGCCCGCCGCAUCAUUCUGGGCACUCACCACGAGAAGGGGGCCUUCACCUUCUGGUCCUACGCCAUCGGCCUGCCACUUCCCAGCAGUGCCAUCCUCAGCUGGAAGUUCUGCCAUGUCCUCCACAAGGUCCUACGGGACGGGCACCCCAAUGUGCUGCACGACUGCCAGCGGUACCGGAGCAACAUCCGCGAGAUCGGAGACCUGUGGGGGCAUUUGCACGACCGAUACGGACAGCUGGUGAAUGUUUACACUAAACUGCUGCUGACCAAGAUCUCCUUCCACCUCAAGCAUCUUCAGUUUCCUGCAGGCCUCGAGGUGACAGACGAGGUGUUGGAGAAAGCAGCUGGGACCGACGUCAACAACAUGUGAGUGGCUCUGCAUGGCGGGUGGCCCGGCAUCUACUUCCCUUCUUCCCUCAGCUUCCUUGUUUGUUCCUAAAGUAUUUCAUGCCCAGGAUCCCAUGUGGGGCAGUGGUGGUCAAAUGGCUUUCUCAGAUUGAAGGUCAUGUUCCUGGGAAAAGAAGCUAAAGGGAUGGGGUUUGCUUGGAAUCCAGGCAUUUGUGCCAGAAGGACUGCUGUCCUGUGCGAAGGUGCGUUGAUUUGCUGAACA
Galeopterus variegatus (Sunda flying lemur) is the source of this 1013-nucleotide messenger RNA. RefSeq names its product huntingtin interacting protein 1 related (gene HIP1R). Gene Ontology annotation, cellular component: clathrin-coated vesicle; actin cortical patch. Lineage: Eukaryota; Metazoa; Chordata; Mammalia; Dermoptera; Cynocephalidae. The record is from RefSeq and is a predicted model, not a curated record. The annotation marks the transcript as partial. The transcript is spliced from 7 exons. Gene Ontology annotation, molecular function: clathrin-cargo adaptor activity; phosphatidylinositol-3,5-bisphosphate binding; actin filament binding. Gene Ontology annotation, biological process: clathrin coat assembly; actin filament organization; endocytosis.